ACAGCCAUUUGUACAUGUAUUGGCUCAUGUGAUGGUCCACGAGAGUCUAUAUGGGAGCCUGUGUCUCGAGUUCUCUUUACAAACAAAUCAUGUGACACAUAGCUAUUAUUCAUGUGAAAUAACACAGCUAUCAUUGGCGGAAUAUUUUAAAUACCAAAUGGUGUGUUUGGCUACCUAACAACUUUCGAAAUAUGUAAUUUUGACAACCCUCAGCCUCUGUGGAUGUGCGUGUAUAUAUAUACCGGCUAUUUGAUUUGAAAUGGCAGAGGCUUAUCACGAUGGAGAUAAACGAACCUCAUCGCCGUUAAAGUCUCAUAGGCACGAUGGGUACAAAACCCUGGGACACGGGGUGGACGAAUCCCCGGGGGAGGGGCGAUGGUACGAGAGGGUGAGACUUGUCGGGGGUAACAGGAUUGUAUCGCGUGUGCUGAGAUUCCUACCGUGUUGUGGCUUUGACGAUGCCGCGGACGAUGAAGGUACCGAUGAUCCAAGACGAACAUUAUCUACCUUUGCAGGUGUUUUUGCACCUGUUGCCCUAUCUAUGUUUAGUACAUUGCUAUUUUUACGUACAGGAUUCUUGGUGGGGCAGGCAGGGAUACUUGAGUCUGUAGCUCAGCUGGUACUCGCCUACUUUAUCCUGGCGAUGACGGUCCUAUCCAUCUGUGCUAUCUCCACCAAUGGUGCCCUGGAAGGAGGAGGGGCCUACUUCAUGAUUAGUCGAGCCCUGGGACCAGAGUUUGGCGGCAGCAUCGGGUGCCUGUUUUUUGCUGCUAAUGUGAUUGCAGCAGGCCUGUACAUCAGUGGAUUUGUGGAAGGAAUGCUGGAGAAUUUCGGUCUAGACGGUACACUUCUGCCGGAUGGCCAGUCAGGCCUGCCCACACAGCCCAAUGAACAAUGGUGGAAGUACCUGUACGCUACCAUCAUCCUUUUCCUCUGCCUCAUUGUCUGUAUCAUUGGUGGUAGCAUGUUUGCUAAGACCUCGGCUUUCAUCUUUCUGUUGGUGAUACUAUGUACCCUAUCAGUGUUCAUCAGUAUAUUUGCCAAAACCUCCCCUUUCGAGGUGAUUAUUCCAAAAACGAAUCGUCUGGUGAUGAAUUCAACCGACCCAAACUCGACAGUAACAGGAAUGUACACAGGGUUGUCAUCAAAUACCUUCCACAAAAACCUACUCAGCAACUACACCAAGGAUUAUAACACACGCAAGAAGAUGGAUUUCGCAUCUGUGUUUGCCAUCCUGUUCAGCAGCGUGACAGGGAUCCUUAACGGCGCCAAUAUGUCAGGUGAACUGAAAAAGCCUGGUCGGUCGAUCCCGCGAGGAACAAUUUGUGCUGUGAUGUUUACAUUUAUUAUUUAUUUCAUUGACUGUUUAAUGAUCGGAGGAUCGUGUGACAGAUUCCUCCUGGUAAACAACUACAACUUCCUACAGGACAUCAACCUUUGGGCACCAUUCAUCUUGAUUGGUUUAUUUGCUGCGACCCUGUCUGCUGCCCUCGGUAACCUGAUUGGUGCCUCAAGGAUCCUUGAAGCCCUGGCAAACGACCAGCUGUUUGGUAUUUUCCUGAAACCUGCAACAAUAACUACAAAGGGAGGUAACCCUUAUGUGGCAGUCCUAAUGUCCUGGAUCCUUGUACAGGCGGUGUUGUUGGUGGGAUCACUCAAUGCGAUUGCUCCGGCUGCGUCUGUAUUCUUCCUCUUGUCUUACGCUGGGGUCAACCUGGCAUGUUUGGCCCUGGAACUGGCGUCUGCUCCAAAUUUUAGGCCAUCUUUCAAAUACUUCACCUGGUACACCUGUGGAGCCGGACUGUUGGGUUCAAUGGUGAUGUGCUUCCUGAUCAGCCCUAUAUACACCUCCGUGGCCAUCAUCAUCAUGUUGCUGUUGACAAUUUUACUUCACUUCCGUCCCCUACCUACUCAGUGGGGCUCCAUCAGCCAGGCUCUUAUAUUCCACCAGGUCAGGAAGUACCUUUUAAUGUUAGACCCUAGGAAGGGUCAUGUGAAGUACUGGCGUCCACAGAUCAUCCUCAUGGUGGCACAGCCUCGACAAUCCUGUGAACUCAUCGACUUCAUCAACGACAUCAAGAAAGGAGGGCUCUAUGUCCUCGGCCACGUUAAGGUUGGGCGCUGGGAAGAUCAUGACACGGACCCAUUGGGCGAGGAGCAGACACGCUGGAUGACUUUGGUAGAUGGCAUGAAGAUCAAAGCUUUUGUAGAGAUUACCAUGGCAACAUCUGUUGUCGAGGGAAUGCGACAUUUGGUGAGAAUAGCGGGACUAGGAGGCAUGAAACCAAACACAGUGUGUCUGGGAUUUUACGAUUCCUCGAAGCCUAUAGAUUCUCUAGCCAGGAGGCUUACGCAGAAAAAGAAGCGCAUUUUAGGCGGAGUUGAAAACGGUGUUUCCUCAAAUAUGGAAGGUCUUUUUUCCAGUCUACGAGGAGAACAUGAAAACAAGAGUCUACAACCGGGGGAGUAUGUACAGAUGAUUGAAGAUUCUCUAAAACUACAGAAAAACGUGAUUCUUUGUCGACAUUUCCACUUGUUAAACAAGACUGUGGUUGCAGACACUAGAGCGACGUCUUAUAUAGACGUAUGGCCUGUUAAUUUGUUUCAACCAGAAACUGCGAGUUUCUUUGACAACACAUGUCUGUUCAUGCUGCAGUUCGCCUGCAUUUUGAGGAUGGUUCCGCCAUGGAAAGCCAAAACUCAACUUCGUGUGUUCUUGUGCCUUAAUGCCCAGACAGACAACACACUCCAGAAAGAACAGAAACUGGACGCUUAUUUACAGCAGCUGCGUAUUUACGCCAAGAUCAAAAUCGUCACUUGGGACCACCUCAUGCAUAUGUUGCCACAACCGACGGAGGUGAGCAGUGAGCUGAUGCAGGAUUUUCAUUCGGCUCCAAAUCAGUUUAUACAGGAAAUGAACGAACUGAUCAUCUCGCAUUCAAGUCGGACUGUGGUAUCCUUCUUGUAUCUCCCACGACCUCCGCCUGAGAGUAAAUUU
This is a messenger RNA of Mizuhopecten yessoensis (Yesso scallop), 2998 nucleotides long. RefSeq names its product solute carrier family 12 member 9-like. The annotation marks the transcript as partial. Gene Ontology annotation, molecular function: potassium:chloride symporter activity. The transcript is spliced from 13 exons. Gene Ontology annotation, cellular component: membrane. Lineage: Eukaryota; Metazoa; Mollusca; Bivalvia; Pectinida; Pectinidae. The record is from RefSeq and is a predicted model, not a curated record. Gene Ontology annotation, biological process: chloride ion homeostasis; potassium ion import across plasma membrane; cell volume homeostasis.